Molecule: messenger RNA, 270 nt
Organism: Enterobius vermicularis (human pinworm)
Lineage: Eukaryota; Metazoa; Nematoda; Chromadorea; Rhabditida; Oxyuridae
Source: the annotation of a GenBank genome assembly
AUGGUCGAUGGCGGAAACCAGGCUGGACACUGUUUACUGUAUUCACCGACAUCUGCUCCUUUUGUAUUCCGUAAAGUCAGGUGUCUGUCGGGUCAACAAUGCUACAAAUCGACGACAACCGUUUGCGACACAGUGAAUACGGCAAAGCGGAUACUCGACACUGGUGAUGUUGAAUAUUUUUUGGAUGAUACAGGUGGAAAGCAUCAAACUGCUGCAUCGGAUGCUUUCUCUCACAGUGUGGCAUUCCUCAGUGCCAUUAUAGUCGUUUGA